AAGGAUCGAGGAGGGAGGGGAUAUUUUAAUGGCCGUCAGUAGCACUACGAAAUGCAAAAAGUGUGAAUUAUCCUCUUUACUUAGACUAUACUAGCCACGGGUGCGUUUGGGCAUCCUCUCUUUGGUAACGAGCAUUGCUUUUGAGACACAUUGGUGUUGGAGCCGAGUUUCAAGUGUUGUUUAAACGGACUUUACCCGCUUGAUUUGUGAGCGAGUGGGAGAUCAGGCCUAGCCGGCUGGCUAACAAACAAGCGGACGUUCAGCUAGUCGCCGGAGUUGAAAGGGAAUAUGUAACAUAAAGCAACCGAUCAUGACAUCCAGAUUUGGUAAAACGUACAACCGCAAGGGAGGGGAGGCCAACUCGAAAUUUGACGAGGUCUUCAACAAUAAGAAGCCCACCCUAACCACCAAAUGGGGGGAGACCACCUACAAGGCUCAGUUGGGUACCAAAAGGCCUGUUUUAAAACCGGAAGUGUCUGAGCUUUCCAAGAGGCCCAGGCUUGAGGACAGUGACAGUGAUGAAGACCCAUUUGGAUUUGACAGUGAUGAUGAGUCCAAGACUGUUACCACUCAAAGUGUGUCCCAGUCUGGGGUCAAAGAAGGGUCGCUAUCAAAUAGCACUACAGUGCAGAGUGGGACUGCCACUGUAGUUUCUUCUGCACAGGGCUCAACAUCCUCAUUAACAACCAAGCAAACAUCUGAAGAGAGGGUUCUUAAAAAUAACCAGCCCAGGUUCAAAAGUACAUCAGAUAGCAACCAAAAGCCUGCAUGCAAGGCCUCUUUGGUAAACACAGUCCCGUCUGUUAAACAGAAUGUCUCAAUGUACCAGAGGCACAUCUCCUCCUCUUCUAAUGUAGUCACCAAUAUCAGACUGUCCACUAAUGCACCAGGUGGUAGCAGAGACUUCCACACCACUUCCUCUUAUGAUGAAAUGUCUUCGGUAGAAAUCCAAAAUGCUGAGCUAGAGCCUCCACCAGAACUAGUGGACAACAUUCCCCCAUCCCCAUUUAUCCUGAGGGCCUCAAACUGCAAGAAAUACCAGCGACCCACCAAGGCUAACAAAACGUCCUCUGAACCGGCUGAGAACAACAGCAUCCAGCCCACUGAAACAGCGAACGCCCAAGAUAAACCCAACAGUGUCCUUUCUGCUAACGCAAGUGUUCCUGCUGCCAAAGCUAAAACGGCAGCCAAGCCCGCAGGCAGGGGCGGCGGGAGGGUACGGGACUACACGGUCCUGCACCCUUCCUGUCUGUCGGUGUGCAACGUCACCAUCCAGGACUCAAUUGAGCGGAGCAUCGAUGAGCUAGUCACCCCAGCUGCCCCUGCUGACCUGGGAGACUCAGGCCAGAUGAAGAAGAAAUCCGACGUUCCCCCGAUCAAACCCACCAGGUUCAGACCCACCCAGACAAAGACCAAGAAGACAAAGGCUGAGACCAAGCUAGAGUUCUUUGGCUUUGAGGACAAAGAGGAGCAGGGGGGCGAGGAGGGUCCUGAAGCUGGGAAGAGUAACUACAAGAUCAAGUACUUUGGCUUUGACGACUUGAGCGAGAGUGACAGCGAUGAUGAGGAGUCUAUCCGCAAAGAGAAGAAGGCCAAGAAGGCGGCUGCAGCCUUAGCGGCUCUGAGCUCCAGCGUGGACAGCCCGCACACCAGCGACUCUCAGGACAGCCAGGCCAGCAGCAACACAGAAGCUUUUGACUUGUCUGAAGACUCUGGCGCCGAGGGACAAAAAGGACGACCAGGGAAGGCAGGCGAAAAAUCCAAGGAUAAUGCAAGUGGACUAAAAAAGAUCUUCAGUGGACCCAAAAAGUCACCGGCUAAGGCCGUGUACAACGCUCGCCACUGGAACCAACCUGAACCUGAGGAGGUGCCUGUGCCCCCACUGUCCCGUGCUCAAACUGCUCCGGCUAUUUUAUCGAGCAGCAGCAAGGACAGCAACUCCCAUAAAGAUGAUGGCUUGUUCAAAGCCCCCCCACCUCCGCCUAAAGUCAUUAAGUCGGAGACCCUCCCCACGCGACUCAACCAGGAUAUUGUAACUGCGCUCAAAUGCAGGAAGGAGCACAAGGAGCUGUACACGGUGGUGCAGCAUGUGAAGCACUUCAAUGACGUGGUGGAGUUUGGAGAAAAUCAAGAGUUCACUGAUGAUUUUGAGUACCUGGAGACGGGGCUUAAGAGCAGUCAGCCACUCAACACCAGAUGCCUUAGUAUAAUCAGCCUGGCCACGCGCUGUGCCAUGCCCGGUUUCAGGAUGCACCUGCGGGCCAGAGGGAAAGUGGCUGAAGUCUUCAAUAUGCUCAGUGAUGCUCCACAACACCCGCCCUUAAACAUGAUCCGAGGAGGCAGCGAGCAGCCGUCCAGCCACUCUGAGCCAGAAUACCUGCCCAUCAACCUGCCAGCUCUGCAUAUCCCACGGAUGAUGUUCCAGAGGGGCCAGGCUCCCUGGAGACACAGCCCAACACAGAGGCCCUUUGAGUAG
This is a messenger RNA of Notothenia coriiceps (black rockcod), 2476 nucleotides long. Its product is annotated as wings apart-like protein homolog. The record is from RefSeq and is a predicted model, not a curated record. The transcript has 10 exons. Bases 311 to 2476 code for a protein of 721 amino acids. Lineage: Eukaryota; Metazoa; Chordata; Actinopteri; Perciformes; Nototheniidae.